Molecule: messenger RNA, 2142 nt
Organism: Pyricularia pennisetigena
Lineage: Eukaryota; Fungi; Ascomycota; Sordariomycetes; Magnaporthales; Pyriculariaceae
Exons: 4
Coding region: 1-2142 (713 amino acids)
Biological process (GO): replication-born double-strand break repair via sister chromatid exchange; mitotic sister chromatid cohesion; synaptonemal complex assembly
Cellular component (GO): synaptonemal complex; cohesin complex
Molecular function (GO): protein binding; chromatin binding
Source: RefSeq, a predicted model, not a curated record
AUGUUUUACAGCCAUGAGAUCUUGACGAGCCAGAAGCAUGGCGUUGCGACCGUCUGGGUUCUUGCCACGUUGGACAAGAGCUGCGUCAACCGCAAGGUGUCUCGAAAGGCAAUACAGGAAGUAAAUGUCCCAAAGGCGUGCGUGACCAUCGAUGAGCCUCCAGGAGCACCUAUCGCCUUGAGACUCCAGGCAAGCCUACUCUAUGGCGUGUCUAGAGUUUACCAGCAGCAAUGCCAAUACGUGCUGGGAGAUGCCGAAAAGUUCCGGAUCAGUAUGCGAGGUCUGUUACGCGUAUUGGACUCUGGGGCCUUGGAUCCCAAUGCCGGUAGAGCAAAGAGAAAGCAUCUGGUUCUUCAAGACGAUCCUGAGUUUCACAUCAGCAACUUCCUCAACCUUCCUCCGCUUGACCUUGAUGAGCUGGGCAACUUGAAGCCAGCUGCUUUCGAAUCCCAGUUCACUAACAGGUAUUCUCAACUCUCACCAUUUUCUUCGCAGCAACGAUCUUCAUCUGGAAGCAACUCACUGCCCAUGGAUUUUGGUGCGGCUUCCUUCUUUGGAGGCCAAAUUGGCCCAGAUCCGUUUGGGGGAGACAGUUCUGCCCAGAAACCACACGGUGGGGCGGACAUGUUUGCUCAGGAUGAGCUGCCUCUGCGCCUGGAAGAUUUUGACGCCGGCUUUACUAUUGACGCCGACGGAAACAUCCACGAACAUCCAGAGCCGGAUCUGGAGCUACCUCAGGCCGAUUUCACUAUCGCCGCCCAGCAUAUGAUAGAUCACCCAGGCCCACAUCACCAUUCGGAUGAUUUUGUUGCUCUCAUGCUUCAAGACGAUGCCCUUCUUCAUCAUGGCGAUGCGCCAUUACCGGAUGCAGAUGCCCUUCCGGUCCGACAGCACGAGCAGGACCCUUAUAAUGGGCAGCCAGAAAUCGAUGCUGCUGCUACUGCUGCUUCAAGGAAACAGGGACGCCGGCGGAAGGCGCUUGCCCCAGAUACAGUCACCGAAAUUAGCAGAACCGAAUUGCGAGAAUGGACCGAUAACUAUGUGCAGAGGAUGGAGGAAGAGAACGAGCGUCACAGAAAGCGCCGGGAUCAAGUAACAAAGGACCAAGCAGCCCAGAACGCAUACGGCAUCAUGUUUGGUCGCGGCAUUGGUGGAGUUGGCCAGGACAUGGGCCUUCCAAGCUUUCAACAUGAGCUAGCUGAGCACUUUGCCGGUCAUGGUCUUCAGAUGGCAGUAUUCGGCCGCAUCGUCGAAGAAGACCCGCAUAGUCGGCGCAGAUCAGCCUCGCAAGCUUUCGGCGACAACCAAGAUGCCGAAUCCGAAGAAGGCCGGCGUGUCCGUCUCCGAACUGACGGUGGAGAGGAGGCCCGUCAAAGACUCUCUCCGGACCGGCAGGUCGAAGACGAUGCCCACGAACUCAACGUUGGCGACUUCGAUCCUCUACCUGAGGUCGGUCGUGAGAUAGGCGAGCCGCUAUCAGACCAGCAUCCGCCCUGGCACCGUCACUCCAUACUACACGGAUCAUCAAUGAAGGGCAGCAGCGCGAAACCUGCCGUAGGCCAAGGCCCUCGCCAAGUCCAAGAAAGCCCGCUCCAACAUCGAGGCAGCGCUGUCCAAGACUUUGUGCGUUUUAGCGACAACGAUGGCCUAGGAUUCGAUGACAGCGCUGGUAUGGGCUCUGUCGAUGACCGCGCGCCCGCUCCAGCCGGCUUUCAUUUCAAGGAUGCCGUGAACCAGAGCAGUUCUUACAUCAGCACUGAGGGCUGUGACUUUCUGUCCUAUGUCCAAGCACAUGCGCGUGAGACAUGGACCCCACGUAGCAAGGGAAACGAACUUUGGGUUGACUUCGCCGAUAUAUUUCCCACAAGCUCUACUGCACGAUUUAACGCGGCGUCUGCCUUCUACCAGCUCCUUUGCCUGUCAACCAACCGCACUAUCAAGGUCGACCAAGAGGGCAGAAGCCGUGACGAUAUAUUUCCUUUUGGCAAAAUUGAAGUCGGUGUGUGUAUCGACGCCCUACACUCUGAAGAAGAAGGCGAGGAGAUUGCAUACCACCUCCCUGUUAUUGGUGGUAAGGCAGAUCAUGACGAUAAUGAUAAGAUGGGCUCCGACACUAACGCCCUGCGAACGCACUAUGGAUGA